CUGACUCAUUGCCUUCUCGAUCUUCGUACGAAGCAGUAGUAGUAGUACUAGUCGACUAGGAACCAAAACAAAUUGUUGUUGACCAACUGAGCUUUACGGAUUGUGGUAGUCGAGUUUGUCCUUGUCCGACUUGCGGGUGGUGCUACAGACUGUACUCUUUAGUUUUUUAAUAAAUUAAAGUAUUUCGGGGGUGUGUACGUGCAUAAGUGUGUGGUAGACAGUAUUGUUCGAUUUAGGGGAACUGUGAGGUAUGACAGCCUGAUGACAAUUCGGAAUUCGUACGUUGGUGCUGCUCAAACGAACUGUGAUAACGUUUUGGGUUCGGGAGAUUUUAAGAUGAAUCAAACAUGCAAAGUCUGUGGUGAACCAGCGGCUGGAUUCCAUUUUGGAGCUUUUACUUGCGAAGGAUGCAAGUCAUUCUUCGGCCGAUCCUACAACAACAUCAACUCCAUAAACGAUUGCAAAAACAACAACAAAUGCGUUAUUAAUAAGAAGAAUCGGACAGCAUGUAAAGCGUGUCGUCUGCGAAAAUGUGUCCUGGUGGGAAUGUCCAAGAGCGGUUCAAGAUAUGGUAGGCGAUCCAACUGGUUCAAAAUCCACUGUUUACUACAAGAACAACAACAAAAACAGAUGCAAGAGAGCGGCGAAGACCAAAAUGGUUCAGAACUGAUGCCUCCUCAAAUGACGCCACCCCCCAAUGGUCAUCAUCCACAGAUGGGAAUGAGAAUGAUGAAUUCCAACCAUUUUUCACCCUCUUUGUUACAUCACAUGUCCAACAUACCCAGGACGAGAGAAGAAUUAAUGCUGCUUGGACUUGAGGAAGGUUUCAGACACUCGGCUUCGCCAUCAGUUAGUAGUCCCGAAUCCCAUAACUCAGAUUCAUCAGUAGAAAUACCCGAUGUUAGAAGAAUCCCUUAUAUACCUGGACUACUGCCUCCGACAUUCCUUCCACCUCCAGGACUACUAUUUCCUCCAGGCUAUCCGCCAUUUUAUCCUGGUCUCCUACAGCCCGCUCCUCCACUUAAUCACCCAAAUAACAAUAAUAACAACAAUGAAAAAUUAGCAAGAAACAAUAACCCUGUGGAAACAAAGGUGAAGCGAGAAUAUCUGGAUGCUGUUUUGCAACUUCAGCGGCAAACCACUACACAUCAAGAAGACCCUGAUGAUGAAGACGAGGAGGUUGAUGUGAAAACACCAGUGCCAACACCGAGCCUUAGUCCGAUUCAAGAUACUCCAAUUGACCUCAGUAUGAGAACAAUUAGUGAAAGAGGGUCUUCUCCAGCUAGGUCAGAAAUGACCUCAGAUAGAGGACAUGGCAGUGAGGGGGAUGAGGAGAGUGACUGCGAUUUGGAGGCGAAUGGGUUGAAGAGGGUUCAGUUGAUUAGUCCAGCACCCUUAAAUUUAACAACGAAAGCUUAAAAGAACUGGAGCUUUUGGUGUAUAGGUAAUUUUGCUAAUAGAGGUGCUGAAAGGAGAAAUUAAGUCUCAAUAUAAAAGAUGCUCAAUUAUAAAAAAAGUGAAACAAUUCAGGAUACGAGCAAUUUGUAAAUAUAUGUAUAUAAUUUAAGUUAUGAAAAAAUACAAUCACAAAAUAGUGAUAUUAGUAUUAGUAUACACAUGCUCUUUUAGUGAAUUUUGAGGCCAGUAGUACUUCAUUUUCUUAGUCAUAUUCGGGGCGUCCUAAAAUCGUGUUCAUAUUUUGUUUGAUAUGUAUAUUUUAUUUUAUUAGUAUAUUUGUUUUGUUUUUAUUAAUUUUAGCUACAACGGACCCCCUGACUUGUUUAUUUAUUUAACACAUGUACAUUUGUAGCGUUUGUAACUGAUGCAGUGCAAUUAUUUAUUAUUCUUUUAAUUUCAGUACUAGAAAUUCUUAGGGAACUAUCACUUUAGCUAAGGGCAUUGUUUUUUUUUUUAUGUAGGAUUACCUGUAAAUAACUAUUUUAUAUAAAAUUGAAAUAUUAAUAAAUAUUUUGUUACAAUUUUUUUUGAAUGUAAUGAGUGAUUCUUGUCUGAAUUUCGGGGACUAGGGCCAGUUAAGUGUUCAAUGAAUGAAUGCGUAUUUGUAUUUUUGAUACAUUUUUUGUGUUAAAAAAUAAAAAUAUACAAAGGUU
Molecule: messenger RNA, 2111 nt
Organism: Anthonomus grandis grandis
Lineage: Eukaryota; Metazoa; Arthropoda; Insecta; Coleoptera; Curculionidae
Gene: Kni
Product: knirps-related protein-like
Exons: 3
Coding region: 262-1419 (385 amino acids)
Biological process (GO): regulation of DNA-templated transcription
Molecular function (GO): zinc ion binding; DNA-binding transcription factor activity; sequence-specific DNA binding
Source: RefSeq, a predicted model, not a curated record